CUGACACCUGAGUUAUAAACACAGGAAGGAUCCCAAAGCACUAAUCACAAACUACCAGAAAAAAGCCAACAGGCAUCUGCAAGAGACGCAAUGACCUCCAAUAACGCUGAACUGCCAGGAGAGGUGAAGGGCGACCCGGCUGAGCUCAUGGCAUCUUUACAUCUGAUGCCCACACCGUUACCCAAUCCUGAGAUCAAGUACAAUAAGAUUUUCAUUAAUAAUGAAUGGCAUGAUUCUGUGAGCGGUAAAGUCUUCUCUACAUAUAACCCGGCUACAGGGGAGAAGAUCUGUGAUGUCCAGGAGGCAGAUAAGGCCGAUGUGGACAAAGCCGUGAAGGCCGCACGUGUUGCCUUCUCUCUGGGUUCUGUGUGGAGGAAGAUGGACGGAUCUGAACGUGGGAGGCUUUUGUUCAAACUGGCUGACCUGGUGGAAAGAGACAGGAUAUACCUUGCUACCCUGGAGUCUAUGGACAGCGGCAAACCUUUCCUCCCCUCCAUCUUUGUGGACCUUCAGGGAACCAUUAAGACGCUUCGAUAUUUCGCUGGAUGGGCAGACAAGAUCCACGGUUCCACAAUUCCUACUGAUGGAGGAUAUUUCACCUUCACUAAGCAUGAGCCAAUUGGAGUGUGUGGACAGAUUGUUCCUUGGAACUUCCCCCUGUUGAUGACAGCAUUUAAAUUGGGGCCGGCGCUGAGCUGCGGAAACACUGUUGUCCUUAAACCUGCUGAGCAGACCCCUCUCACCUGCCUGUAUCUCGGUGCCCUGAUCAAAGAGGCUGGGUUUCCACCAGGAGUCGUCAAUAUUUUGCCAGGCCACGGGCCAACUGCGGGAGCCGCGAUCUCUUCACACAUGGGCAUAGACAAAGUGGCGUUCACAGGAUCGACUGAGGUAGGCCAGUUGAUCCAAGAAGCAGCAGGAAAGAGCAAUCUAAAGCGAGUCACACUAGAGCUGGGGGGAAAGAGUCCCAACAUCAUUUUCGCAGAUGCCGAUUUGGACCAGGCGGUCGAGCAGGCCCAUCAGGGUGUGUUCUUUAAUAAUGGUCAGUGCUGCACGGCUGGCUCCCGUAUCUUUGUCGAGGAGCCCGUUUAUGAUGAGUUUGUGCGCAGAAGUGUUGAGAGAGCCCAGAGGAGGACAGUGGGAAAUCCCUUUGAGCCAACCACCGAGCAGGGACCUCAGAUCAGUGCCGAGCAGCAGAAUCGUAUACUGGAGCUGAUUCAGAGCGGCAUUGCAGAAGGAGCUAAACUGGAGUGUGGUGGGAAAGCGCUACCAACUAAAGGCUUUUAUAUUGAGCCCACAGUCUUCUCAGAUGUACAGGAUCACAUGCGCAUCGCCAAGGAGGAGAUAUUUGGACCAGUUCAGCAGAUUUUAAAGUUUAAAACCAUUGAAGAAGUGAUUGAGAGAGCCAACAACACAAACUACGGUCUGGCAGCAGCUGUUUUCACCAAAGACCUAAACAAGGCCAUGACUGUCUCUGCGGCCGUGCAGGCCGGCACUGUAUGGAUUAACUGUUAUAAUGCCAUGAGCUGCCAGUGUCCUUUUGGAGGAUUCAAGAUGUCUGGGAACGGUCGAGAACUGGGGGAGUACGGACUAAAAGAAUACACGGAGCUGAAAACUAUUACGAUGAAAAUGUCAGGGGAGAACUCAUAAAAGCACUGACAUUUAUCCUAGUAAAAGGAAGUCCUUCUCUGAGGUUAACCACUAGCCAUCAUCCAUUGGUUCUCAAUAGUGGUAAAAACCACACAGUAACCACCCAUCACUUCUGCAUCGGAGCACCUCUUCUUCUGCAUUUUCAUGGGCUGUUCUCAUGAUCUACCCAACCAUCUCCAUUAGCACAGUCUCCAGUGUCCACUAGCAGUAUUCAUGUCCAAUGUCACCAUUAACAGCCCACACCCAUUCCAGCUGUGGCCUCUUUUUGCCGGCUCCACUAACCAUACUAAAGCACUCGGAGUCACGGUGAAGAAAGGCUGCGCUUUUGACCACUGCACCAGCAACGUGCAGACACUAACACAGACUACGACUGCUCUCUCUCUGAUGACUCUGUUUCAACUCCUGUACGAAGCGUGAUUUUUGAUAAAGGAGCUCUGUUGUCUUUGAGCAGGGAGGGAUGUCAUUCUUAAACCUCAUCAAUAACUUGCCUUUCCACUGGGUAGAAUUCUAGUAGGCAUUUUAGUUCCCAGACAGCAGAUGACUCCGGGCCGGAUCCGCAGUCAUCCGGUGCUCAUCCAGCCCGGAGUCGUCUGCUGUCUGUGUUUUUACUAAGACCACUGAAGCUCUCUUGUCUCAGAAAAGAUUUUGUUUCUCUUUAAAUUGUAUUAAUUCUAUAUUUGUGUAAUUGCUUUGAUUUUCUUUUCAUUGUCUUAAUGCUUUUAUAAUGUAUAACUUUGUCAAUGUCUCACCCUUAGAGAAAUCUGAUCAUGGAAAUACAUGUAAACACAUAUAUAAUGUAUAUGAGGAGCUUAGAUGCAAAAUGCCACCUUUGUCAAAAAUGAGAUAAUGAUAUUACUGAAUGCUCUCGGCACAUAUUAUACAUUCAUCAAAUACUUUUGCUUCAGUCUUAAUCCUGGCCUCAAGUCAUUCAGAAAUAUUGGAUUAUUGUCAAUGUACAUUUACAAAAAAAACAUGUCAGACGUACAUAGAGAGUUUAAAUCUGAGCUCUUAAUAUGUAAAUAUAUUUGGAUUUCAAAGACAAAAUGUCACAUACCUGUACAAAUAUUGUAACCUAAUUAGCAAAAAAAAAAAACAUACAAAA
Molecule: messenger RNA, 2749 nt
Organism: Paramisgurnus dabryanus
Lineage: Eukaryota; Metazoa; Chordata; Actinopteri; Cypriniformes; Cobitidae
Gene: aldh1a2
Product: aldehyde dehydrogenase 1 family, member A2
Molecular function (GO): oxidoreductase activity, acting on the aldehyde or oxo group of donors, NAD or NADP as acceptor
Source: RefSeq, a predicted model, not a curated record